AUGGCGGACGAAAGCCUGCACGUACCGGAUACGAACAUCGAUUUCCAUAUCGUCCAGCUGUUCGAGCGGCUCGAGACGAUGCGCAAGGAACCGGGCCACAAGCUGUCCCGGUCGCUGCAGGGCCGCAUCAAUAUGCACAACGAGCUGCGCAGUCUGGAGUUCUGGAGAUCGAUCACAUGCGAAUGCCUGGCCUCAUUCUUCUACGUGUUCAUCGUGUGCGGUGCGGCAGCCGGUUCCGGUGUUGGGGCAAGCGUCUCCUCGGUGCUGCUAGCGACCGCUCUGUCUUCCGGGUUCUCCAUGAUUGCCUUGACCCAGUGCUUCCUCCACAUUUCUGGAGCCCACGUGAAUCCUGCCGUGUCGGUCGGAAUGGUCGUUGCGCGCCAAAUUUCACCGCUCCGUGCCUUGCUGUACAUCGUGGCGCAAAGUGGCGGAUCGAUAGCCGGAGCGGCCCUGCUCUACGGUGUCACCGUUCCCGGUUAUCAGGGCAAUCUGCAGGCCGCCGUUUCCCACAGCUCGGCGCUGGCCGCCUGGGAGCGUUUCGGCGUCGAGUUCAUCCUGACGUUUAUCGUCGUCCUGUCGUACCUGAUCUCGACCAGCUCGUUCAAGAAGUAUUUCGGAUCGUCCGCCAUCGCCAUCGGAGCCACUUACAGUGCGUGCAGCUUCGUAUCGAUGCCCUACCUGAAUCCGGCCCGAUCGCUCGGACCAUCGUUUGUGCUGAACAAAUGGGACAACCACUGGGUGUACUGGCUCGGGCCGAUGGUUGGCGGGGCCGUAUCCGGGCUCCUGCACGAGUUUAUCUUCUGCCCGAAGCGCUCGCUGAGCCGCUCGAAGGACGACGCCGACUCGAGCCUCAACUCGGAGGACGACAUCAACUACGACAUGGACCUGGAGAAGCCGGCUCACGCGCAGGGCAAGUACCAUCAGUACCGGCCACCGAGUGGGACACUAUCCGGCAGCCAGCAGCGGUACUGCCAGAGCAUCUACACGGCGGAACCGACGUCGAAGGUCGAACGCGUGGAGUCCAUCUACGGCGGCACCAAGUCGAUGUACUGCAAGUCUCCGCCUCUGACGCGUGCCAACCUUAACCGUUCGCAAUCGGUGUACGCCAAGAGUAACACGGCCCUGAACCGUGACCUGCCGGCCCGCUCCGGUCCGCUGGUGCCGGCCCAAAGCCUGUACCCGUUGCGCGUCACCGCUCCCCAGACGCAUCUGCAGAACCAAAAUGUGCAGAACCAGCUUCAGCAGCGCUCGGACAGCAUCUACGGGAUCCGCGGUUCCAUGCGGCAACCGGUCGGUCCAGUGGAUCGGAUGCCUCAGCCGAUGCCAUCGCACCCGGCCGUGGGGGGUGCGGUGGACCCGCAGCAGCAGGGAUUCCAACCGAUCUACGGGACGCGCAACAAUCCGCACUGUUCCACCGAUGCGCUCAAGUUUGACCGCGACCCGAAUAGCCGUGACGACGCGCUGAACUCCAAGUUUGCCCGCGGCACCGGAGGAAACCGGCCGGAAUCGAUGUACGGUGGACCACGGCGCAUCCACUCGGCCCAGUCGGAUGACAGUUCGUACGGAUCGUACCACGGUCCGGGGCCCGCACUGACCCCACCGACGCGCAACACCAGCAACAGCAGUAGCACCUUCAACCCCGCCAUGGCCACACUGCCGCAGCCCACCUACGAACGGAAAACGUCCUCGUCCUCGGUGCCCUCGCACCAGCAACAGAAACAGCAACACCAACAACUGCAGCACCAGCAACACCAGCAACACCAGCAGCAGCAGCAACCGCAGCCACCUCGCAGUCUGCAGAACUCUUCCAGCAUACAGAACACCAGCCUGCCACCACCGCCGCCGCCGCUGCACCACACGAUGGCCUACAACAUGCAUCCGGUGCGGCAGAACUAG
Anopheles cruzii is the source of this 1896-nucleotide messenger RNA. It is a transcript of the gene bib, whose product is annotated as neurogenic protein big brain. Gene Ontology annotation, molecular function: water channel activity. The record is from RefSeq and is a predicted model, not a curated record. NCBI's taxonomy places the organism in Eukaryota, Metazoa, Arthropoda, Insecta, Diptera, Culicidae. Bases 1 to 1896 code for a protein of 631 amino acids. The transcript has 6 exons. Gene Ontology annotation, cellular component: plasma membrane. Gene Ontology annotation, biological process: transmembrane transport.